AUGCUUCAUCAUUUGAUGGUGGGAACUUGGACUUCUCCUGGUGCAAUCUUUACCAUUGAGUUUGAUGAUGAAGCAUUAACCUUAAAACUGCUCAAGAAGACAUCAAUUCCAGAAGAUGAGCCAAUUUCUUGGAUGACGUUUGAUCAUGCGAAGAAAAACAUAUAUGGAGCUUCAAUGAAGAAAUGGUCAAGUCAUUCUGUUACAAGUCCCGCAGAGAUUCAACAUACCAAUUCGCAUCCUAUGUCCCAUGACCCCUCUGCAGCGAAAUCCGAUACGAGAACAAGAGCAAUUUUCUGCUUAGCAGCAAAGAAGGCACCCUAUAAUGUUUACGGCAAUCCAUUCUACGAGUAUGCUGGACACGGAAAUGUUUUCUCCGUCGAUGAGAAUGGCGCAUUAAAGGAAAACAUUCAAAACUAUGAAUACAGUUCCGAAUCCGCAAUACACGGCAUGGUGUUUGACACAGAAGAGAAUUAUCUUUAUUCUGCAGAUAUGUGGGGCAACAAAGUAUGGACGCAUAAAAAAGAUAGCCAAACAGGUUUACUUGAGUUGGUGGGAAGUGUAAAUGCACCGAAAAAGGGAGAUAAUCCUAGAUGGGUUGAAAUACAUCCAAAUGGAAAAUAUCUUUAUGCUGUGAAUGAAGGAGGAAACAAUUUGGCAGUCUAUGUCAUUGAUGAAGAAACCCAUCUGCCAGUAUUUACAAAUAUAACAUACCCUCUAGUCCCUCCAGGGGUUCCAAAUUUGAAGUUAUAUCGAUCAGAUGUUGUUUUCACUUCGCAUAGUGGUAAAUAUCUCUUUGCAACAUCACGCUCGAAUGAUUUCAAAGUUACCGGCUACAUAGCAGCUUUCAAACUCGGAUCAGCUGGAAAUAUCGAAAGACAGAUAUGUCUGAAUCCAACACCGACAAGUGGAAGUCAUUCAAACGCAGUAAGUCCUUGCCCUUGGAGUGACGAAUGGCUGGCUUUGACGGAUGAUCAAGAUGGCGGAUUGGAAAUUUAUAGAUGGCAUAAGGAGUUUCUGCAUAGGGUUGCGAGAAUUGAUAUCCCUGAACCUGGUUUUGAUUUAGCAAGGCAUGAAUCCAACCCCUCGUCUAGAAAAAAGCCGAAGGAGCUUUCCGAGCCAAACACUACAUGUGCCGGAUUCCUAACCGCUGUUAAACUGCCGGCAACUCUUCAACAAUAUGGGGUCAAUAUUUUUGAAUGA
Molecule: messenger RNA, 1200 nt
Organism: Sclerotinia borealis F-4128
Lineage: Eukaryota; Fungi; Ascomycota; Leotiomycetes; Helotiales; Sclerotiniaceae
Source: the annotation of a GenBank genome assembly